Lodderomyces oxycetoniae is the source of this 645-nucleotide messenger RNA. RefSeq lists its product as uncharacterized. The record is from RefSeq and is a predicted model, not a curated record. NCBI's taxonomy places the organism in Eukaryota, Fungi, Ascomycota, Pichiomycetes, Serinales, Debaryomycetaceae. The coding region runs from base 1 to 645 and encodes 214 amino acids. The transcript has a single exon.
AUGUCCGUUAAUCCCUUGCAAGAAAUACUAACCGGCCAACAAUUUCAGCAAUGUGUUAAUUUCUACGAGGCCGAUCAAAGAUUAGACCAAAAUGAUAGAUUGACUAUAGCUACUGCAUUACAGAGCAUUGCUUUAAAGUCAAAUCUUGUUGGCUAUACUUGUGGUAUGCUUGGUUUUUUCGCUCCAACGGCAUAUUUCAAGCUUGCCAAAAAGCCAGCACCCACCCCUUGGUUCUUGAUACAAUAUCCCUUCCUUUCAUUGUGUCUUGGGUUUGGUACUUUAAUUGUGGGAAAUAACGUUACUACAAAGCACCUUUUCAAUAAGGCAAAGCAGGAUGUUACCCAGUACCCCCCCAAUGCCAACGUUUAUAAUAUAUGGCAAAAUAUGAGCUACCAGAAUAUUGGAGCUUAUACUUUGUAUUAUUUUAGAACUAGCUUUAAUCCAAUGUUUAUCAUUAGAGAUCCAAGACUCGCUACUAAGGGCCCAUUAAUUGACGAGAAAUUGAGACAAAAACAAGGAAAUAAUACUCAUUUUACCGAUGCAGUAGGGUUGGGCAAUUACGAUAACCAGGGAAACCGUCAUGAUUUGGGAGUAGUGGAUAAAUUAAAAUUACACCAUGGUUUCGAUGUCUCAAAAGAUACUUAG